Molecule: messenger RNA, 2001 nt
Organism: Chara braunii
Lineage: Eukaryota; Viridiplantae; Streptophyta; Charophyceae; Charales; Characeae
Source: the annotation of a GenBank genome assembly
AAGCGCGGGAAAGAUUUUGAAAGCGUCGGAAAUAUUUUGAAAGCGCGGGAAGGAUUGGAACAGAUUGAGCUGGGCACGUGUCUGGGCGAAUCCAGGUCGUCGUCGCGUUCGCCGCCGCUGCCGCCCUCGCCGUCGUUCCCGGUAUCUGGGCAUUACGGGAGUUCUUCUUCCGUACAAUGUCCGCAAUUGUACUGACAGUAUUGGUCUGUCAUUGAGGCAUUGAGGGGGGAAGGUUUCCGUACAGUUUGCCGUACAAUUUUGAGAAGAUUGUUUGUACGGUCAAGAAGCUUAUUGUUGUCGAGAGUGGAGCGGACGGCGAUGGCGGCGCCGGGCAGAUGCGCCGCCGCCGCGAGUUCCUCUCGUCUUGUGCCCGUGGAGAUCUUUUCCCGCCAAAAGAUCGUACGACUUCCCGCCGCCGCGGCCAUCGCUGGACGAUGGACAGGACGAUCAGCCGCGUCAGCCGAUGGCUCUCGGAUAGGCCACGUGUCAAGAUCCCGACGCGCCAGCUCAUCAUCCUCCACUUCCGUACGCGCGUCCAGUUCCUCUUCUUCCGAUAGGCCACGUGUCAAGAUCCCGACGCGUCGGGAUCUUGUGGGCGACGAAUCCCGGUCGCUUCGUCACACAGCGGCCGCCGCCGCCGCGGCGGCCAUCGCCAGCUCCUCCUCGUUGCCAUCGCCAUUUUCAUCGCAAGCUGGCUGUUCGUCGGAGUCGUGUCCCGCGCUUUUUUGGCGUGAAGCGAGAGGACGGCCACCCUCGAUUGCUCCCGUCCUCAGGAAGAGCAGACAGCAUGGAGGAGGAGGGGGAGGGGUGGUUGGGGGGGGUUAUGGUGAGGUGGCAUUGGCGGGACCAAGUAGUCUACUUGCCGGCUGGGAUGGCGGGAAGAUACGCCAACGACUCGGCGUGCAAUGCCCCGCCGACCGGUCCGAUCACCUCAACCUGAGAAUUGGCGGGAAUCUGUACAGGAAAUUCGCGGGAGGGUCUCACGGAAAACCGCGUGUUUGUGGAGGAGGAGGAGGAGCCACGUGUGCUUGCCGAGGGGAAGCGGCGGCGCGCCUUGUCCAUGGAGGAAGAGGAGGAGGAGGAGGAGGAGGAGUAGGAGGAGGGAGUGGGUGUGAGGGUCUGCGCUCACUUCAUCGCGACGAGGGGGAACGGCAACGUGGCUAUCGAGCAAUGUGCCACCUGGCAAGUGGUCCCCACUCUGCAAUUCAGAUAGACGAGGAUGAGAAGCAGCAGGAACAGCUGCUGCAGCGGGAGGAAGAGGAAAAGGGCGGGAAAUCGGAGGAGCUCAGAUCUGCUUCCCGCCAAUAUCCUUUCAGCGAGAUCGAAGCCAAGUGGCAGUCGAUCUGGGAGGAGGAGAAGAUUUUCCGCACUCCUGAUGACGUGGACAUGACAAAACCCAAGUACUACGUAUUGGAUAUGUUUCCAUACCCAAGUGGAUCUGGUCUGCAUGUUGGCCAUCCUGAGGGAUACACAGCUACGGACAUUGUGGCUCGGUACAAGAGAAUGAAAGGCUACAACGUGCUCCAUCCAAUGGGUUGGGAUGCAUUUGGACUUCCUGCUGAGCAAUAUGCAUUGGAGACAGGGACACAUCCACGCAUCACAACGGCCAAGAACGUGGAAAGAUUUAGAAAGCAGUUGAAGGCGUUGGGGUUCUCGUACGACUGGGAUCGCGAGAUUGCAACUACGGACCCGGAUUACUACAAAUGGACGCAAUGGAUCUUUCUAAAGCUGUUUGAGAGGGGUCUGGCGUAUCAGGUAUAUGGUGGUAGCCCCGGAGCACCCGCUGGUGGAGUCCAUUACGACCGAAUCACAGCAACAAGAGGUAGAUUCUCUGCAUUUGGUCAUCGAAGCACCUCUCUGUCCCACAUCCGCAGCUCUUCUGUGUCUGCAAUGAUCCGGCCCAACUCCAAAUGCGAUAAGCUUACACGCCUGAUGUGACCUGGCCUGGCCUGGCCUCUGCAUGUUGAACAUCCUUCAGGAAUGAGUGACUUUAUGAGUCCG